GAUGAUUCGCAUUUCCUGAUCAGAACAGAGACACAUAUCUUGUCUGUAGUUCAGAGAGAUAAGACAGAGGAACCAAGGGACUGCUAUUUAGACCUCAAGAACUUAGAAUCUCCAACUCACAGAAUCAUCAAACAGAACAGCACCACCAAAGACAAGGUAACGAUGACCAUCAACACCACCCAUAACUGCACCGAGCCCCAGAGUAACCUUAUUUUCGUGGGGGUCUAUGCCAUUGUCUUCACCGUCGGCCUCUUCCUCAACGUCACAGCCCUGGUAGUCUUCUUCUGCUAUACCAAGUUGCGGUCCCACACCACUGUCUACAUGACAAACCUGGCCAUCGCAGACCUCCUCCUGGUCCUCACUCUGCCCCUGAGAAUCUACUACCAUCUGGGCUUGUCCAGGUUACCUCAGAUCUUGUGUGAAGGGAUGGGCCUGGUUCUUCUGGCCAACAUGUAUGGCAGCAUAUUCCUCCUCACCUGCAUGUGUUUCGACCGCUGCAUGGCCGUGUGCCUACCCAUGUCGUCCUGGGUCCAGGAGGGGCGUAAGAAAGCUCCGCUGGUCUGCCUUGGGGUGUGGCUGCUCACCGCCGGCGCCAGCCUCCCCAUCUACAUCUCCAAACGCAGAGAGGCAUCCAAUGACAUCCAGGAGGUCAAUUGUUUCGGGAACCUCCCAGUCUACGCCAUUCAGCCCAUGGCGGUCGCCUCAACUUUAACCGUCGGCUUCGGCAUCCCCUUGGUGGUGAUGUUAGUCUGUUCCUGGGCAUUGAUCCGGGCCAUCACAAGGAGCUCCAUAGCCCAAACAGACUUAAUCGACUCUGGGAAGAUUCAGAGGAUGAUCACCAUCAGCCUGGUGAUAUUCCUCACCUGUUUCCUGCCCUACCAUGGGACUCUGGCCCUCCUCUAUGUCCAUAGGGAGGCGAUAACAUGCCCCCUUCUGGCAGCAUACCACUAUAGCCUAAUGGUGGCCUGUCUGAAUGCCAUGUUGGACCCACUGGCCUACUACUUCACAACAGAGACGUUCAGGAGGAAGGUGGAUAAGGAUUCUGACAGAAAGAUGUUCCCACUCAACAGUCAGAACAGCUCUGAGGGGAACAACAGGGGAUCCAGAGGACCAGUCAAUACUUAAAGGACGUUCCAUCAAGGGCGGAACAGUUUCUUGAACAUUAGACAGAGUCUAACAUUUGGGCAUUAUGGAUGUUCCCUGUAGUCAGUCACAGCUCUGAGGGGAUCCAGAGGACCUGUCAAUACCUAGAAAACAUUAAAUAUAGCUAAAAUGUACAAUCUUUAUGACAAUGAUGUAUUUAUAAAAGGAUCCACAGGCAGAUGAUUCUCAUAUUGUACUUUCAUCCAAUGAAGCCUCGUCUGCAGAACUGCAUCGGUUAGCGACGUUUGCAGAAGUUACACGAGGCUAAAUGAUGCAGUUCCAGGUUUCUGCAGGCCAAAUGGUGUCAGGAUCCACUGAUUCCUGCGGGGUCUUUGCCUUGAGAAACCUGUUUUGUCAACUUUUCAGACUUUUACUGACAUUGAUUGGUUGAUGAAGAGUAGCUAACUAAACUCCACUCCUUGGUGAAGGAAGUUUCUGAUGAAAUACACCAACGGAGUGGGGCAGACAGAGACCAGGCUUUGUGUAAUUCAGCACCGACUACAUCGAUUCGCCCAAGGUCAAUGCUUCAAAAAAUUUAAAUUAUUGUCACGCCCUGACUCUAGGGACUUGUAUUGGUUGAGUCAGGGUGUGUAUUUUCUGUGUUG
This is a messenger RNA of Coregonus clupeaformis (lake whitefish), 1748 nucleotides long. Its product is annotated as lysophosphatidic acid receptor 6-like. NCBI's taxonomy places the organism in Eukaryota, Metazoa, Chordata, Actinopteri, Salmoniformes, Salmonidae. The record is from RefSeq and is a predicted model, not a curated record. Gene Ontology annotation, molecular function: lysophosphatidic acid receptor activity. The coding region runs from base 163 to 1125 and encodes 320 amino acids. Gene Ontology annotation, biological process: positive regulation of Rho protein signal transduction; phospholipase C-activating G protein-coupled receptor signaling pathway. Gene Ontology annotation, cellular component: membrane. The transcript is spliced from 6 exons.